AUGACAGCACGUUCAAUUUUACAAGUUUUCGAUCAGUAUCAAAAAGCUCGUCUACUUUUCGUGCAAUCUGUCGCUGAUUAUGCCUCUAGACCAAACAAUAUAGAAUGUUUAGAAGCUGCUGGAGUUUUAGACCUCUUACGUCCCUUACUCACAGAUCUUGUGCCUUCUAUUCAACAUAUGGCAGCUAUAGCAUUAGGAAAAAUAGCAAACAAUGACCAUAGGCUGGCUGAAGCUAUUAUAAGGAAAGAUAUCUUACCUCAAUUAUUGAAAAAUAUUGGUAAACAAAAUAAAUUUUAUAAGAAAGCAGCUUUGUUUGUUACUCGUGCAAUAGCAAAGCAUUCUCCUGAAUUAGCAUCUGUAAUAAUUCAAAGUAAUGGAUUGGAGAUCAUUAUACUUUGCUUAGAAGAUUUUGAUGCUGUUGUGAAGGAAGCUGCAGCUUGGGCAUUAGGAUACAUUGCAAGGCACAAUCAAAAUUUAGCUCAAGCUACAGUUGAUGCAGGUGCAGUUCCCCUUUUGGUUCUAUGUCUGCAAGAACCGGAAUUAUAUUUGAAACAAAUUGGUGCAUCUGCUCUUUGUGACAUAAGCAAACAUGAUAAAGAUCUUGCAGAAGUUGUUGUUGAUGCUGGAGCUGUUCCUUUUCUUGCAAAAGCAUUAUCUAAUCCUGAUGCUAAGCUAAAGCGUCAAGUCCUUUCUGCAUUGAGCAGUAUAGCAAAACACUCUGUACACCUGGCAGAAUCUAUCAUUGAAGCUGAGGUGUUUCCUGAUGUUCUUGUACAUAUGGCACAUCCUGAUGAAUGUGUUGUUAAAGCUGCAGCAACACUAACCAGAGAAAUUUGCAAGCAUACAAUAGAAAUGGCCCAGCUCAUUGUAAAUAUUGGUGGUCUCGGUGCACUUGUUGAAUUAAUUAAUACAUCAAAAUUAACAGCCAAAUUACCAGCAAUUAUGGCAAUUGGUUAUAUUGCUGGACACUCCGAUCAGUUAGCUAUUGCAGUUAUCGGAUCUAAUGGAGUUAUUCAAUUAGCUAAUGUAUUACACGAAGAAAAGGAUGAACAUACACUGGCAAUCACCACAUGGGCAAUUGGUCAAAUUGGUAAACACACACCAGAGCACGCAAAAGCAGUUGCAGCUGCAAAUAUUCUUCCAAAGCUACUACAACUUUAUAAUGAUCCAAGUAGCUCACAGGAUCUCAAACUGAAAUGUAAUGUAACACUAAAGCAAAUACUACAACGAUGCAUGUAUAUUGAAGCAUUGGAGACCUUACUACACGAUGCACCACCUAAUAUUUUGAAAUAUCUACUUGGACAAUUUAGUAAGAUUUUGCCCCAUGAUGCCAGGUCAAGAAGGUUAUUUGUUACAUCCGGUGGUUUAAAGAAAGUACAAGAGAUCCAAGCAGAACCUGGUUCAACACUUGCAGAAUAUAUACAAAUUAUCAAUUGCUGUUUUCCAGAAGAAAUUGUCAGAUAUUAUUCUCCUGGAUAUCCAGACAGUCUCUUGGAAGCGGUCGAAUUGUAUCAACCAAAGUGUCCAUCACUGUUUGAAAUGGAAAGACAUUUGUUCUCCGACACCGAUUCCAAAUCUACUCUGUCGUCUCAUCACGAGGAUGGUUAA
Dufourea novaeangliae is the source of this 1608-nucleotide messenger RNA. RefSeq names its product sperm-associated antigen 6. Lineage: Eukaryota; Metazoa; Arthropoda; Insecta; Hymenoptera; Halictidae. Gene Ontology annotation, cellular component: microtubule cytoskeleton. The transcript is spliced from 10 exons. Gene Ontology annotation, biological process: cilium movement. Bases 1 to 1608 code for a protein of 535 amino acids. Gene Ontology annotation, molecular function: microtubule binding. The record is from RefSeq and is a predicted model, not a curated record.